AUGUCUCGAUCACGACAACCCCCCCUGGUGACAGGCAUCUCUCCAAAGGAAGGAAUCCCGUGGACAAAGGUCACAAUUAGAGGAGAAAACCUGGGAACUGGUCCACCUGACCUCAUAGGCCUGACCAUCUGUGGGCACAACUGCCUCCUGACUGCAGAAUGGAUGUCUGCAAGUAAAAUCGUGUGUCGAGUGGGACAAGCUAAAAAUGACAAAGGGGACAUCAUUGUGACAACCAAGUCUGGUGGCAAAGGAACCUCGACUGUCUCUUUCAAGCUGCUGAAGCCUGAAAAAAUAGGUAUCCUGGAUCAGUCGGCUGUCUGGGUAGAUGAAAUGAAUUAUUACGACAUGCGCACCGACAGGAAUAAAGGCAUUCCUCCAUUGUCCCUCCGUCCUGCUAAUCCACUUGGGAUUGAGAUUGAAAAAAGUAAAUUUCCCCAGAAGGAAUUAGAAAUGCUGUUUCCUGGAAUGAGUGCUGAUUUCACGAGUGAGAAUUUUUCAGCUGCCUGGUAUCUGAUAGAGAACCACUCAACCACCAGUUUUGAACAGCUCAAAAUGGCAGUUAGCAAUCUGAAGAAACAGGCUAACAAGAAGAAUGAAGGCAGUCUGGCAUAUGUGAAGGGAGGCCUCAGUACUUUUUUUGAAGCACAAGAUGCCCUGUCAGCUAUCCAUCAAAAACUGGAAGCAGAUGGAACGGAAAAAGUAGAAGGAUCCAUGACUCAGAGACUGGAGAAUGUUCUGAACAGAGCGAGUAAUACUGCAGACACAUUGUUUCAAGAAGUCCUAGGUCGAAAAGACAAGGCAGAUUCCACUAGAAAUGCACUUAAUGUGCUCCAACGAUUUAAGUUUCUGUUCAACCUUCCUCUAAAUAUUGAAAGGAAUAUUCAAAAGGGCGAUUAUGAUGUGGUUAUUAAUGAUUAUGAAAAGGCCAAGUCACUUUUUGGGAAAACGGAGGUGCAAGUUUUCAAGAAAUAUUAUGCUGAAGUAGAAACACGAAUUGAAGCUUUAAGAGAGUUACUUCUGGAUAAAUUGCUAGAGACACCAUCAACCUUACAUGACCAAAAACGUUACAUAAGGUAUCUGUCUGACCUUCACGCUCCUGGUGACCCAGCUUGGCAGUGUAUCGGAGCCCAACACAAGUGGAUCCUUCAGCUCAUGCACGGCUGCAAAGAGGGCUACAUAAAAGACCUGAAAGGCGGCCCGGGUCUGCACAGCCCCAUGUUGGAUCUCGACAGUGAUGUACGCCCCUCCGUACUGGGUCACCUGAGUCAGACAGCAUCACUCAAGAGGGGCAACAGCUUUCAGUCCACUCGAGAUGACACAUGGAGAUAUAAAACUCCCCACCGGGUGGCGUUUGUUGAAAAACUGACCAAGCUUGUUUUGAGCCAGUUGCCCAAUUUCUGGAAGCUCUGGAUCUCAUAUGCUAAUGGAAGCCUUUUCAGUGAGACUGCCGAGAAGUCAGGCCAGAUUGAGAGAUCAAAGAUUGUAAGGCAAAGACAAAAUGAUUUCAAGAAAAUGAUUCAGGAGCUGAUGCACUCGCUCGUGAAGCUGGCCCGCGGUGCCUUGCUCCCGUUCACCAUCCGAGACAGCGACGUGCAGCAGUAUGGAGGCUGGGAGGGCAAGGCUGGCCUUUCAGGGCAGUGGCUCGCCCAUGCCGUUCAGACUAUACGACUGACUGACGACGCCUUGGCUGCCCUAGAGAUCCCAAAUGACAUGCUACAGACCAUCCAGGACCUGACUUUGGAUCUCCGAGUACGUUGUGUGGUGGUCACACUGCAGUACACAGCAGAAGAAAUAAAGAGAUUAGCUGAAAAGGAAGACUGGGUUGUUGACAAUGAAGGACUGACUUCUCUACCCUAUCAGUUUGAGCAAAGCAUCGUGCACCCCCUGCAAGCUCUGAGAGAAGUCCUGGAAUGCAGGCCUGGAGAAGCCAGUGUCUUUCAACAACCUAAAACACAAGAGGAGGUUUGCCAACUAAGUAUCAAUAUCAUGCAGAUUUUUAUACACUGUCUGGAGCAGUUGAGCACCAAGACCGAUGCAGAUAUAGAUACGACGCAUCUUUCUGUUGAUGUUUCUUCUCCUGAUUUGUUUGGAAGUGUCCAUGAAGACUUCAGUUUAACUUCUGAACAGCGACUUUUGAUCGUCCUAAGUAAUUGCCGCUAUCUGGAACGUCACACUUUCUUAAAUAUAAUGGAACAAUUUGAAAAGCACGGCUUCCAGGGAAUAGAGAAAAUAACACAGGUCAGCAUGGCCUCACUGAAAGAAUUGGACCAAAGGCUCUUUGAAAGUUACAUUGAGUUGAAAGCAGAUCCGAUCGUUGGCUCCCUAGAGCCUGGCAUUUAUGCGGGCUGCUUCGAUUGGAAAGACUGCCUGCCUCCAACAGGUGUCAGAAACUAUUUAAAAGAAGCAUUGGUGAAUAUUAUUGCGGUACACGCUGAGGUGUUCGCUAUUUCCAAGGAACUGGUGCCUCGGGUCCUGUCCAGAGUGGUCGAAUCUGUAUCUGAAGAGCUCAGCCGACUGAUGCAGUGCGUCUCAUCAUUCAGCAGAAAUGGGGCCUUACAGGCAAGGCUUGAAAUCUGUGCCUUAAGAGAUACUGUGGCCAUUUAUCUGACACCCGAAAGCAAGUCCAGUUUUAAACAAGCUCUGGAAGUCCUGCCUCAACUCUCCAGUGGAGCAGAUAAAAAGUCCCUGGAGGAGCUUCUGAACAAGUUCAAGAGCAGCAUGCAUCUGCAGCUCACCUGCUUCCAAGCUGCCUCAUCAACGAUGAUGAAAACAUAA
This is a messenger RNA of Chrysochloris asiatica (Cape golden mole), 2775 nucleotides long. It is a transcript of the gene EXOC2, whose product is annotated as exocyst complex component 2. Gene Ontology annotation, biological process: exocytosis; Golgi to plasma membrane transport. Lineage: Eukaryota; Metazoa; Chordata; Mammalia; Afrosoricida; Chrysochloridae. The transcript has 27 exons. The coding region runs from base 1 to 2775 and encodes 924 amino acids. The record is from RefSeq and is a predicted model, not a curated record. Gene Ontology annotation, cellular component: exocyst.